AUGCCGGAAUGCCCGGACGGCGGGGCCAAGGAGCCCCCCGUCCCGCAUAGGAUCUCCUUCUCCAUCCUAGACAUCCUGGAUCCCCACAAGUUCACCCGGCGAAACCAGGCGGCCGCGGGGAGCGGGGGCGAGCGGGAGAAAAGUUUGGCGAGAGUUGAAGUGGGGACGGGCGCUGCUCGCCACGGGAGCGGCUGGGAUAAGCUCGAGGCGGACGAUGCGGAGAGCGGAGCCGAGGCAGCGGCCGAGGAGGGCCCGGGAGCUGCCUGCACGACCCCCGGCCCCGCUCCCGGUCCCGCAGCCCCGGAGGAACCGGGCUCGCCGCGGGGCGGGCGGCGGCGCCGAGCCGAACCGAGCUGCGCCAAACCGCGGCGAGCCCGGACGGCUUUCACCUACGAGCAGCUGGUGGCCCUGGAGAACAAAUUCCGGGCCACCCGGUACCUGUCGGUGUGCGAGCGCCUCAACCUGGCGCUGUCGCUCAGCCUCACCGAGACGCAGGUGAAGAUCUGGUUCCAGAACCGCCGCACCAAGUGGAAGAAGCAGCACCCGGCCCCCGACGGCUCGGCCGCCCCAGCGCCCCCCAGCACCGCCGCCCGCGGCCCCCCGAGCCCCCCGGCGCGCCCCGCCGCGCCCCCCGGCCGGACUCUGCCCCCCUUCGCCGCCGCCGAGCUCCUCUUCCCGGCCGCCUCGCCCUUCCCGCUGGCCGCCGGCCCCUUCGCCCCCUUCCUGGGGCCCGCGUACCUCGGGCCCUUCUACGGCCCGCACCUCUGA
Messenger RNA from Cygnus atratus (black swan), 768 nucleotides. RefSeq names its product NK1 homeobox 2 (gene NKX1-2). Gene Ontology annotation, biological process: cell differentiation; regulation of transcription by RNA polymerase II. Bases 1 to 768 code for a protein of 255 amino acids. The transcript is spliced from 2 exons. NCBI's taxonomy places the organism in Eukaryota, Metazoa, Chordata, Aves, Anseriformes, Anatidae. The record is from RefSeq and is a predicted model, not a curated record. Gene Ontology annotation, cellular component: nucleus. Gene Ontology annotation, molecular function: DNA-binding transcription factor activity, RNA polymerase II-specific; RNA polymerase II cis-regulatory region sequence-specific DNA binding.